This is a messenger RNA of Gaeumannomyces tritici R3-111a-1, 733 nucleotides long. RefSeq lists its product as hypothetical. Lineage: Eukaryota; Fungi; Ascomycota; Sordariomycetes; Magnaporthales; Magnaporthaceae. The transcript has a single exon. The record is from RefSeq and is a predicted model, not a curated record. Bases 1 to 480 code for a protein of 159 amino acids.
AUGAGGCUCAUCCCAACGUCCAACAGCGUCGACAGAAAGCUGGGGGAUCGCCGUAUGGGCCAGGGUUGCGUGCUAACGUCUCAGGGAUGCCCCCUGUGGAUCUGCGCAGGGAUCGGCGAGCCUGGCGGAUCAGACAACGCCUCCACGAGAAAACAGACCAUCGGGAUGCCCAAGAACCAGGGGAAACUCUGUGGCCGCCUCGAUUCGCGGGAUUUCCUCCCUACCGAGAACGACUUGAGACGACGCGAGAGGCGUGAAAGCAGAGGCAAAAUCAAUGUGCAAAAUUGCGAGGACCCAACGACGAUGAUUCUUUCCCCAUCACGGCCUGACGACACUCAAGCGCCUCGGAUUGUGGGACCACCCUGCGAUGCGACGGCGCUCGCGUCGAUCUGCCAGAUGCCGUCACAUCCUGAAUGGGUCUUGGCGCCCGCCCACAGACCCGUCCAUCGUUGGCAAGUCGACACGACAGGCCUUUCCUGACCCGUUGACGUACCUCCCUGCGCGAGCCCUCAUUUAUUCCACCGCGAUCCAGUGCCUCGAUCUGGAAGGGCACUCCGACGAGGGACCAGGGAUCGGAGUGGCGGGCUGCUGGGACAUGAAACAAGACGGGUGUGGGGGCCGUGGCCUAGCCGUUGGGUCGCGGAUCGCACCACCACGUCAUGAUUUCGGAGCGGCAUGCUAUCCCCCGCGGAAGCCGAUUCGACAGAGGACAGGAUGACUUUUUGGCGUGGGC